AUGUCUUUACUGAGAAACUCUCAGGACCGUUUCUGCAUAUUUGACCCUGUCUCUUUGAAGAAGACGAGCUUCAAGGUUGAAGGCUCCUCGCGAUGUGUUACCGUUGAUUAUGCUCGAGCCCAAACAAAUACAUUUUUGUCAGGCGACUUUGAUGGGAUCGUUCGGCUGUGGGACAUCAGACAGCCAAGGCGACCCGCUAGUGUCUCUGAAGCUGGCCGUGACGUCCUCCACAAGGGUGCUACCUUCAGCACCGCUGCAAUAAGUCCGGAUGCGCGUUUCGUUUGUGCUGGUUCCUGCGCCAUAAGUAUCAAUAAAAAGAAAAGGAAACGUACCAAGAAGUCUUUGCCGUCUAAGCGUCGCCGUGGUGUUAAUGAUGUCGAUAACCCGAAUGCUGAUGGUGACGAUGACAGUAGUAACGACGACGAUACCUCCCCUGCUUACAUCCUCUGCUGGGAUACGCGACAAUUUGGACGCCCUUUGUAUAUACUGGAUGACAUUCAUUCCGAUCACGUAAAUCAUGUGACAUUUGAUCCCUCGAGCAAUUCACACAGACUUCUGAGUUGCGCAGACGAUGGUCUGCUGUGCGUGGCAGAUUUUGACGCCGCUAAUGAUGAUCGCCUGAUUGAGGUUUUCAAUGCAGAAGGUCAGAUAAACUACUGUGGCUUUCUUAACCGCCUGCUGCCAUCAGAGAGUCCGUCUGGUGUCUUUGCCUUCGACAACAUGCGUUCGCACUUCUCCGCCUGGCCCCUAACCCCGGCAGACGCACCAGAGGGUUUUGAAACGCCUCCUGCAUGGCGUAGACUGACUGCGCCGAAGAUGGCCAAAGUCCUCCUCACUGCAACCAGUCUCCCAGGCCAAGUUGUGGGCAGCCAACCGGCCGUGUGUCUGGUCAGCACGCGGCCCAUGAAGGAGGACAUUCGCCUGUCAAUUGCCACUCCCCAGGGCUCGCAACUCUUGGCGAAGCACCGUUUAUUCAAGCGCACACCCGAGCCCGUAGAAUGUGACCCCUUUUAUGCGGAAUUUCUGAGUGUGCCGGAGGCUACCAAGUCGACAUUUGAUCUGUUAGUUGUGGGACGUCAUUCAGUAAACCGGAUGGAAGCGUCGCUCUCGAAAUAA
This is a messenger RNA of Mesocestoides corti, 1116 nucleotides long. Lineage: Eukaryota; Metazoa; Platyhelminthes; Cestoda; Cyclophyllidea; Mesocestoididae. The record is from the annotation of a GenBank genome assembly.